Messenger RNA from Malassezia pachydermatis, 873 nucleotides. Its product is annotated as ubiquinone biosynthesis protein mitochondrial. Gene Ontology annotation, biological process: ubiquinone biosynthetic process. The coding region runs from base 1 to 873 and encodes 290 amino acids. The record is from RefSeq and is a predicted model, not a curated record. Gene Ontology annotation, cellular component: mitochondrion; mitochondrial inner membrane. NCBI's taxonomy places the organism in Eukaryota, Fungi, Basidiomycota, Malasseziomycetes, Malasseziales, Malasseziaceae. The transcript is spliced from 2 exons.
AUGAGGGCCGUCGCCACUGUGCGUAGCCUGCCACGGCAUUUACAUACAUCACGAGCAUGCUUAGCCGAUAAGGCAUCAGGCCGUGCUGACGCCUUUGAGGCCCACGAGGCGCCUGAAUACGGCUUGCCUGCGCCCCUAUGGGAACGUGCGCUGCUAGGCGUCGGCAGUGCUGUAGGCUUGCUAGCGAGUCCCAGUCGUGGCGAUCUCUUGACAGUUCUUACGCAGGUAUCUUCGUACCCAAGUAUCGAUCGCCUCAUUGCACAAAUGCGAUCGACCCACGAAGGACGCUGCUUGAUGUUGACGCGCCCUUCGAUCAACUCUCACACGGUCGAUACAGCGACGCUGGCUGCGUUGCCUGAAGGCACAUUUGGCCGUGCAUGGAUAGAAUGGCUCAAAGCUAACAAGGUCGUUCCAGAUGGACGAUGCGAGGCACGCUAUAUGCCGACAUACGAGACACGCUACGUGAUACAGCGAUACCGCGAAACCCACGAUUUUUACCAUGUCUUGCUGGGCAUGCCCACCUCGACGCUGGGCGAGACCGUUGUGAAAUACUUUGAAGCGUCACACAUGCACUUGCCCGUCGCUGGUCUUUCAGCGCUGGGCGGUAGUCUGCGUGUCCUGAAUGACGACCGCCGUGCAUGGCUCUCACGUCCCAGCGACCCGGCGGAUACGCCAACAUUGCAAGCCCUAGCUCCAUGGGCAUGGCGUCUAGGUCAAAAUGUUCGUGUACCUCUGAUCUCUGUGGCGUGGGAAAAGCGGUGGUCACAGCCGAUCGAUGAACUCCGCGCUGAACUGGGCAUCGAUGAAGCGCCACCUGUUCUCCUGGACUGGGGCCGUCGUCCACGUCCUGCGGCCAAAACCAAGACACAUUAA